Molecule: messenger RNA, 1582 nt
Organism: Cantharellus anzutake
Lineage: Eukaryota; Fungi; Basidiomycota; Agaricomycetes; Cantharellales; Hydnaceae
Exons: 4
Coding region: 181-1488 (435 amino acids)
Source: RefSeq, a predicted model, not a curated record
GUAACUUCGGGCAACGGAGUUAGCCGAAGAUAUUGGACCUAGCGUCCCUAAUCGUGCUCACUUCUCUAUCUCUACCUGGACUUCUACUCAGUCCUUUGGGAUAACCCUAGAUUUUACCUAGCUAAGCGAUACUUGCGACUUUGUAGGCAACAUCGUGGGGUAACGAACUAGCAACGAACUAUGGCCGCCGUCCCCGCGUGGACUCUGGAGAACGCGUCAACAAGCAGUGACAGCGCCUCUUCAGAUAGCCAUACCCCAAUGAUCCUUGGGGUGAGUGAAAGAGGUCGAUCAGGUGUCCCAAGAAGGUGGGCUGCGGCAAAUGUGGACCGCAAGCGAUAUCGGGAUUCUCCUUCCGAUGAGGAAGAGGAUGUCACGGUUGAGAAAGAUCUUAGCCAGAGUCGGAGUAAGAUACGUACGAUGAAGUCAAGGAUGAAAGCGAGGAAGACUGUUACUUCCUCGUCACGAAGUCUCAAGCCCCUCACUCCUUCAGAUCGCCCAGUGGAUAGCACGUCUGUACCUGCUGCUCAUGUUGGCGACUAUAACCUUAGCAAGAAGCAAUCGUCGUUUACCCCCAAGAAAAAAUCAAGAGUCACCGCUAGCAACACAACUGCGACUCCAACCAGUAGUGUCUCCGUAGCAUCCGUCACUUUUGAUAUUCAUAAUGAUAUUAAUGUGGAAAUUCCGCCGGCCAUUUAUCAACCAGCCAAAUCAAACCCCCCAUCCACUAAUAAACCCCCAAGUAAUCGCUCCCUUUGCGAACAAGCAUCCAUUCCCACCAAUUCCCCCACCCCUUCUUCUUCCCCUUUGUCUUCCCCUCCUUCCAUCACUACUACCCCCCUUCGACAACAACAACUAGCUGCCUAUUCGCCUUGUCCGGUGACUCCCAUGCAUUCCUUCAUGCCCUCAUUAUCUCAACGAAGUAAUCUUCCUUCAGAGCUCCUUAGCUCGCCCUCUCCCCCUCCUACGGACGAAGCCGUGGCUUCUUUCCUACCUGAAAUCGCUCAACUCAUUUGGGUUAGAAUAUCCAACGAUGGUGAAAUCAGCGAAGAUGGAGAACUGUGGUGGCCUGCUCAGGUAAUCGCGUUAAAACCGGAUCUCAAAGUCAGCCUCUGCGGAUUCCAUUCGACGGGGGAUCGAACGACAUUGAAAAUCACUUCUGCGAUAGCGACGACGUCUCAAGUACUUGUUACGUUAAGUAAUGCCUUAAGAAGGGAUAAAACGCUCAAGGAGUUCUUGCCACCGAAUCAUUUGCGGAAAUAUAGGAAAAAGUUGGAAGGGGCUGUGAAAGAGUGGCUCGACGACGAGGAUUUAUAUUAUCGUAUUUUUGGCGAAGAAGAGGAAACAGGGGAAACAGAAGGGCAAGAGGAGGAUGUGGACGUUGAUAGUGAAGCUGAUGAACUUCAGGAUGAUCCGCUUUAUUUAGAGGAGUGGAAAAAGGCCAUGACGAGGCAUGAGGAGCAGCAUAGGAUGGCAGCAGAGUCGUGGUGAGAUUCGGUUUCAAUCCUCCAACCGUGGGGUACCCUUGUUCUUUACCGACGUGGAGUAUACCGAUCGGACUGGUGGCCUGGUGAAAUUCUCGGUG